GACGCUGUGAUUCACUGGGCUGCAGAUUUCUUAGCAAAUGGUCUGUGAAGAAUGCCAUCUCACACGAAUAUUCAAGAAUCAUGUUGGAAAGUUUGUGUGCUGCCCUGUAGAAAAAGGAGCUGGAUUGUGUUGAAAAAUGCCCAUGGGUCAUAAAUUCUCAGCUGCCACCAUCAUGCUCCAGAUAUGCGUGACAUUCUGUUUCCUGUCAGCUGUCUUCCCCCAGUCAACAUAUUCCCCGUUCAAGAAAGGUCGCAACAUCACCGUCCACUCCUCCCAGCUGGUCUGCAGUCUGCCAGGUCCACAGGGGCCUGCGGGGAACCCCGGAGCCCCUGGAUCAACAGGGACCAUGGGGCCCAUGGGUGCCCCGGGGCAGGAUGGCCUUGAUGGGAAGGAUGGGGACAAGGGAGUAAAGGGCGAGAGAGGUGAGCCGGGGAGGCCUGGGAAUCAGGGGAAACCGGGUGUCAAAGGUCGUGAGGGUGUGAUUGGUAAAGCCGGACCUCGGGGACUGAAGGGCCUUCGGGGGCCACCAGGAGUGACUGGAACAAGAGGACAAAAGGGUGACGUGGGUGACAGGGGUGAGGAGGGAGCUCCAGGAGGCUGUAACUGUGGCAAGGCAGCCCGCUCAGCCUUCUCUGUGGCGGUGACCCAGAGCUACCCUAAAGAGCGUCUGCCCAUCCGCUUCAGCCGCAUCCUGCUGAAUGAGGGGAACCACUACAACGCCAGCAGCGGGAAGUUUGUUUGCGCCAUCCCCGGCGUCUAUUACUUCACCUAUGAUAUAACACUAGCCAAUAAGCACCUGGCCAUCGGACUGGUCCACAACGGCCAGUACAAGAUCAAGACAUUCGAUGCGAACACGGGGAACCACGACGUGGCGUCUGGUUCCACUGUUCUGCACCUGCAGCGUGCAGACCAGGUCUGGCUGCAGAUCUUCUACUCGGAGCAGAACGGGCUGUUCUUCGACCCGUUCUGGACGGACAGCACCUUCACUGGCUUCCUUAUCUUCGCUGACCAGGACUACCUAGACAAGGCUGACGAGAAAGCUAAUGCUGGAGCUGAUAGCUAAUACCUACAUCCAGAUUUAUGUUUGUUUUUGUUUUCAUAAAUGACUUUCUUGUGUACAGGACAUGAAUCAGUUAUGAAAUUGAAAUGUAUAUUGCAGUAUAUAUAUAUUUUUUAUACACAUACAGCAUUGCACAUGUAUAGCUUCACCCAACAUCAGAGGCCUCUACACUGUAAUUGCAGUGUGUUUCAAGUUCUGACACCAGGUGGCACACAAGGAAAUGAAA
Molecule: messenger RNA, 1286 nt
Organism: Myripristis murdjan (pinecone soldierfish)
Lineage: Eukaryota; Metazoa; Chordata; Actinopteri; Holocentriformes; Holocentridae
Gene: c1qtnf2
Product: C1q and TNF related 2
Exons: 3
Coding region: 137-1063 (308 amino acids)
Molecular function (GO): protein binding
Source: RefSeq, a predicted model, not a curated record